This is a messenger RNA of Belonocnema kinseyi, 987 nucleotides long. RefSeq lists its product as uncharacterized. Bases 121 to 798 code for a protein of 225 amino acids. The record is from RefSeq and is a predicted model, not a curated record. NCBI's taxonomy places the organism in Eukaryota, Metazoa, Arthropoda, Insecta, Hymenoptera, Cynipidae. Gene Ontology annotation, biological process: protein import into nucleus. The transcript is spliced from 3 exons. Gene Ontology annotation, cellular component: nucleus.
UGAUCAUAUGGUUCAGUUUCAAAAUGGUGUCUCUUUUCGUUUGACAGCUUUGUAAAACACAAGAAAAAUUAAUUAUUCAAAUUCUACAUAUUUUUAGAGCGCUUCAAUUGAUAUAUAACAAUGGCAGGAGUACUUGUGAGUCCCUCAGCACAUGUAAAGUCAAAAACUAUUGAGGCUGCAAAUAAAAUCAGACACGGAUCUCCCAAACUGCAUGAAGUCUUAAGACAGAGAUGCCGAGAGCGAAUGCGAGAAAGACGUGGACAACUUUUUAACAGACGAAGAUUCGGUAACUCGCAACCUGAAGAAGAUGUCCAGAAAACUUUGACAAAUAUUGUCCGCAAAGAGUUUAAUGAUUUAACUUCCAUCGAUUGGCGAACGAACUUAGAGGCUUUCCACUCUGCCUUCGAUAAUCCACUAGAAGUGGAAGAAGCUCUUGAACUAGAGGCUGAAAUUUUAGCAGAAGAGGAACAAUGGAUCUUUGAAGAAUAUUGCAAGGACUUGCAAUGCGAAGAAGAGCAUAUGGAAGAGGAAGUAGUUUUCUGCCCGGCUUGUCAAAAAAAUGCACUAGAGGAAUUGCCGGGCUUCAUAUUUUGCAGCUACUGCAAUCUCAAACUUCCCGCUCAAAUAAGCCUUGCUAAUUUCAAAAGCAGAAUUGAAGCAUCUGCGAAUUUCCAUUCGUCGCAAUGCAUUCGAAAACCAGAAUUCACCGUUUUUUCAUUUAAUAACAAUAUCGCUCUCUACCUCGCGUGUCAGGCAUGCUCUUCCUUUUCUCCGGUUUUUGGAGACGGUCCUCUUUAGUUAUCCAUAAAAACUAUAUCCUGACGAUCAUUGCUCAAAUAGCAACGUUAAACGGUAAUUUUUCUCUAUUCUAGAAAAAAAAAUCCCCGCAUACUGUACAGAUUUUAUUUAUUAUCUUUUUCUUUCUUUACCGUUUUUUUUACGGAAUAAAUUUUUUUGUAGACUUGAAUAGACACCUAAAAGUCUGAU